UUGAACAAGCCCAAGAGUGAGAUGACGCCGGAGGAGCUGCAGAAGCGGGAAGAGGAGGAGUUCAACACGGGGCCGCUCUCCGUCCUCACGCAGUCUGUUAAGAAUAACACACAGGUCCUCAUCAACUGCCGCAACAACAAGAAGCUCCUGGGACGUGUCAAGGCCUUUGACAG
This is a messenger RNA of Cariama cristata (Red-legged seriema), 173 nucleotides long. It is a transcript of the gene SNRPD2, whose product is annotated as small nuclear ribonucleoprotein D2 polypeptide 16.5kDa. NCBI's taxonomy places the organism in Eukaryota, Metazoa, Chordata, Aves, Cariamiformes, Cariamidae. Gene Ontology annotation, cellular component: U4/U6 x U5 tri-snRNP complex; U5 snRNP; U1 snRNP. The annotation marks the transcript as partial. The record is from RefSeq and is a predicted model, not a curated record. Gene Ontology annotation, biological process: RNA splicing; spliceosomal snRNP assembly. The transcript has a single exon.